Molecule: messenger RNA, 1947 nt
Organism: Oryza sativa Japonica Group (Japanese rice)
Lineage: Eukaryota; Viridiplantae; Streptophyta; Magnoliopsida; Poales; Poaceae
Source: RefSeq, a predicted model, not a curated record
CCAACGUGGCCGUGUAAAAGCCGCCUCAGAUGCUGCCAGGACAUGGCGGCGUAGGAACUCCAACGACCACGUAUCCACAAACCAAAGCCCCCCUUUAAAAUCCGACACAAGAAACAGAUCCAACCAAUUCGCUCGCUUAAGCCGCCGGCAAAUCAACCCAACCCCAAGGGUUUUUCGUGUGGUGUUGAGGAUCCAUGGCUAGGAAGAUGCUCAAGGACGAGGAGGUGGAGGUGGCCGUCACCGACGGCGGGAGCUACGACUACGACCUGUUCGUGAUCGGCGCCGGGAGCGGCGGCGUCCGGGGCUCUCGCACCUCCGCGUCCUUCGGGGCUAAGGUUGCGAUUUGCGAGCUCCCGUUCCAUCCCAUCAGCUCGGAUUGGCAAGGAGGGCAUGGUGGGACGUGUGUGAUACGUGGUUGUGUGCCUAAAAAGAUACUGGUGUAUGGUUCAUCUUUCCGCGGAGAAUUUGAGGAUGCAAAGAAUUUUGGGUGGGAAAUCAAUGGGGACAUUAACUUCAACUGGAAAAGGCUGCUGGAAAAUAAGACUCAAGAAAUUGUUAGACUAAAUGGAGUAUACCAGAGGAUUCUUGGCAAUUCUGGUGUGACAAUGAUUGAAGGGGCAGGCAGUUUGGUUGAUGCUCAUACAGUUGAAGUCACAAAGCCAGAUGGUUCAAAGCAAAGAUAUACAGCAAAGCACAUAUUGAUAGCAACUGGUAGCCGAGCUCAACGUGUCAACAUUCCUGGGAAGGAGUUAGCUAUUACUUCAGAUGAGGCCUUAAGUUUGGAGGAGCUACCAAAACGUGCUGUAAUCCUUGGUGGCGGAUAUAUUGCUGUUGAAUUUGCUUCUAUAUGGAAAGGGAUGGGUGCGCACGUAGACUUGUUUUAUCGAAAAGAGCUUCCUCUAAGAGGUUUCGAUGAUGAGAUGAGGACGGUUGUUGCAAGUAACCUUGAGGGAAGGGGAAUCAGAUUACAUCCAGGGACAAAUCUAUCUGAGUUGAGUAAAACAGCCGAUGGCAUAAAAGUUGUCACUGACAAAGGAGAGGAGAUCAUUGCAGAUGUUGUUCUGUUUGCUACAGGUCGCACACCAAACUCCCAGAGGUUGAACUUGGAAGCUGCUGGUGUUGAAGUUGAUAAUAUUGGAGCUAUAAAGGUUGAUGAUUAUUCUCGUACAUCAGUCCCAAAUAUAUGGGCUGUGGGUGAUGUAACGAACCGGAUAAAUUUAACACCUGUUGCACUGAUGGAGGCUACCUGCUUUUCUAAAACUGUGUUUGGUGGCCAGCCAACUAAACCUGAUUACAGAGAUGUACCUUGUGCUGUUUUCUCCAUCCCACCACUAUCAGUAGUGGGCUUGAGUGAACAGCAGGCUUUGGAGGAAGCCAAGAGCGAUGUUCUUGUUUACACUUCCAGCUUCAACCCAAUGAAGAACAGCAUAUCCAAACGGCAGGAGAAGACCGUCAUGAAACUGGUGGUUGAUUCAGAGACUGAUAAAGUACUUGGUGCAUCAAUGUGUGGACCAGAUGCACCAGAGAUUAUCCAGGGUAUGGCUGUAGCGCUGAAGUGUGGAGCCACCAAGGCGACCUUUGACAGCACUGUUGGUAUUCACCCGUCUGCUGCUGAAGAGUUUGUGACAAUGCGGACCUUGACCAGGCGCGUGAGCCCAUCAUCCAAGCCAAAGACAAACUUGUAGGCAAGAUGAGUAAUUUUGGAUAAAGAAACAUAUAUACCCGUUUUGAUUUAUAUUUUGUGGCAAAGUGUACUCUGGUUUGCAUCUGGUAAUUUCACGUUAGGGAUUCUACCUGGAACGGUAAAAAGGAGACAAUGUAUACUUGAUUGAAAUAAGGUUUCUGCAUAUCAGCCUGUACAGAGAGUAAAACUUCUGCGUUUUUCUGAUCCAAAUAAGCGGGCGGGACAUCAUUCGUUCUGCCUGCAGACAAACUCUCUGAAUAUCA